This is a messenger RNA of Ictalurus furcatus (blue catfish), 7632 nucleotides long. It is a transcript of the gene stmn4, whose product is annotated as stathmin-like 4. Gene Ontology annotation, molecular function: tubulin binding. The record is from RefSeq and is a predicted model, not a curated record. The coding region runs from base 6476 to 7042 and encodes 188 amino acids. Gene Ontology annotation, biological process: neuron projection development; regulation of microtubule polymerization or depolymerization; microtubule depolymerization. NCBI's taxonomy places the organism in Eukaryota, Metazoa, Chordata, Actinopteri, Siluriformes, Ictaluridae. Gene Ontology annotation, cellular component: cytoplasm; neuron projection. The transcript is spliced from 6 exons.
GUAUAAAUAUGAGGUAACACAUAGGCCAAAUUCCCUUAGUCAUUCAUAACAACGGGUAAGACCAAGGAAUAUAGCUGUGAUGUGCGGCAAAAGGUUGUUGAGCUUCACAAAAUGGGAAGUGGCUAUAAGAAAAUAACACAAGCAUUGAAAAUGCCCAUUUCCACCAUCAGGGCAAUAAUUAAGAAGUUCCAGUCAACUGGAGAUGUUAUGAAUCAACCUGGAAUUGGACGUGUGUCUAUAUUGUCUAUGCACACUGUGAAGAGGAUGGUUCGAGUGGCCAAAAAAUCUCCAAAGAUCACAGCUGGAAAAUUAAAGAAGUUUUAUUGCUUUUUGACAAUAAACACCAGAGGUGAUUUUGGCGUACACAGAGAGAUAGCCAUAUGGAAAAGUACCUCACGCCCACGGUUAAAUAUGGUGGUGGCUCUUUAAUGUUUUGGGGAUGUUUUUCUGCCAGAGGACCUGGACAUUUUGUUAGGAUAUGGACUCUAUCAAAUAUCAACAGAUAUUAAAUGAAAACCUGACUGCCUCUGCCAGAAAGCUUAAAAUGGGCUGUGGUAGGAUCUUCAGGCAAGAUAAUGAUCCAAAACAUACAUCAAAAUCAACACAAAAAUGGUUUCUGUCCACAAAAUCAGGGGCAGUGGUGGCUUGGCGGUUAAGGCUCUGGGUCAGAAGGUCGGGGGUUCAAGCCGCAGCACUGCCAAGUGCUGGUUGGCCCUUAACCCUCUCUGCUCCAGGGGCUCUGUAUCCUGGCUGACCCUGCGCUCUGACCCCAGCUUCCUGACAUGUUGGGGUAUGCGAAGCAAAGAAUUUCACUGUGCUGUAAUGUAUAUGUGAUUAAUAAAGACUCAUUAUCAUUAUCAUUAUCAUUAAAAUCAUGGUCCUGCCAUGGCCAUCCCAGUCCCCUGACUUGAAACCAAUAGAAAACCUGUGGGGUGAACUGAAGAGGAGAGUCCACCAGCGUGGACCUCGACAUUUGAAGGAUCUGGAGAGAUUCUGUAUGGAGGAAUGGUCUCAGAUCCCUUGCCAAGUAUUCUCCAACCUCAUCAGGCAUUAUAGGAGAAGACACAAAGCUGUUAUCUUGGCAAAGGGAGGUAGCACAAAAUUUUGACUAAAAGGGUGCCAAUAAUGGUUGCACAACUAUAUUUAACAAAGAUGGUUUUUUUUGGUUUUUUUUUAAUAUAUAAAACUGUGUUUGUUUUGUUUGCAAUUGUUUGAUAUCCAUGAGAGCAGAGUAUUUUGGGGAAUUUUCAGGUUAAACAAUAAGACAGAUUUUCACAGCAUUCUUUGCUCAUAUUUACCAAGGGUGCCAAUAUUUAGUGGAGGGCAUUGUAUGUGUAUUAGAUAUAUCUAGGCUCUUCAUUUUAAACUUUUAGACCAUAAAGCGCUGCUUUGUCUGUACACAUUUGGCAUUUUAGAUAUGUCUGAGAGUGGUCAGGUCAGCAUUUCUGACAGAAGGUACAUUUGAACACACUGGUUAGCUAACCUCAGUGACGAAUGAUGGUCCAUCCAUUCUGACCAGUAGAAUAUCUUCUUGUGGCCAAUAACCUAACCAACACAUUAUGCUGGUUUUAUUUCCUAUACUUUGUCACCUUUAUUUAUUUAUUCCAUUACUUUUCAAUCACCAACCAGUUAAAUUGUGUUAAAAUGUAAAGUUGAAAUUUUUGGUGUCAUACAUGUUUUUUUUUCUGUUUCUAUUCCCCCCGCCCGAAUUGUUCUCUCUCUAUCAGGUAAGAUGAUCUUAACUAAUUUACCUGAAAUUCUUUUGGGAAACUGGUGCAAUGGUUGCUGUGCCAUUGGUGGAAAGCUCAGGCCAUUUGUCUGCUGCCUAGUGACAUAGCUAAUAUUUACUCUGCUGGCUUAAUCGUGGAAAUGGUAUGCCGUUGCAGUCUAGAAAAACUGAUCGAUUUCUCUCCUUAAAGAUACUCAGCCCUUUGUUAUUUUUGCAUGUUGUGUCAGUAAUGCACAUCAUUAUGUAGAAAAGCAAAGAUGAAUUAGAAAGGUGCUAAGGCACAGAUUUGACUAGCCUAACUUUACUUGUGUGCUUGACAAAUCCAUCCAUCCAUCCAUUUUGUAUACCGCUUAUCCUACUUGGUCGCAGAGAACCUGGAACAUAUCCCAGGGAGCAUUGGGCACAAGGCAGGGUACACCCUGGACAGGGUGCCAAUCCAUCACAAUGCACAAUCACACAUACAUUCACACACUCAUUCAUACACUAUGGACACGGCAAUCAGCCUACCAUGCAUGUCUUUGGAUUGGAGGAGGAAACCAGAGUACCCGGAGGAAAGGGCCGUGGCGGGAAUCAAACCUGAAGGUGUGAGGGGAACGUGCUAACCACUAUGCCACCGUGCACCCUGCUUGACAAAUGACUUUAAAAGGGUUUAUUAACCCAUCUGUAUAUUAUACCGCAACACUGUGGAAUCCUCAAUUCUGACUGUCAGAAGGUGUUGAUUCAUUUUCUAUAACAGCACGUCUCUCACAAUAGUGCCAGCUGCAGGCUUUAUAUUAAUGCACAUGUAUGCACAUGUACUAUUACAUUAUUGUUUCUAUAGUAACAGCUCAAUCACAGGGAGUGAACUAAUGCCAAUAAUAAAGGCAUUAGAAAAUAUGUUAUUUAAUGAAAAGAAAUGAUAAUUGUUCAUAUGGUAAAGCUUUCUGUGUGGAGAGGUUUAUUUAACAUUCUUCAGCAUCAGCACUCUGUAAUGGUCAGUAAGUUUCCAGUUUCUGUGUAUCAUGACAAGCUGUGUUUUACUUGCUUCAAGAAAGAGGGGGAAAAAAGGAUAUACUGUUUAUAAUGUAAGUAAUAACAGGAACUAACUUGUUUCUGGGAUGUUCCGUAAUGUUACAUAUAGCUGUAAACGGUUAAAUGUACACUGCAUGUUAUACAUACAUUCGUUUUUUUUAAUGCAUUCUUUGGCAAAUUACUGUAGCAUGAGAUGAAUUAAAAGUUUCAGGAUGUGUUGUGUUGCAACCUAAUGAAAUUUGGUGUGGUAACAAAUCACACCAAUCUGUCGUUGAUUUUUCCUUAUGACAGCAACCCCUGCCAUGUUUUAUUCCUUAUAUAUUCUGCAACUACUAUGAAUAUCCAUGGGAUGCACAUCCAGCUACAUAGAGUGAAUGAACAACGUGACAGAAUUCAUAUACAUGUAAGCAUACAAUCAUCAUAUAUGAUGCCAUACUCACCAACUUGAAUGUUGUGAAGGUUAUUUUGAAACUUGCUCUAUAUUUGCAACUUAUUAUGUUGUAUUUUUUCGCAUCUUAGAAUCAUCACUGAUGUCUGUUUGCACUGUGUGUCGUUUGUUAAUACACUAUAUGGCCAAAAGUAUGUGGACACCUGAUCAUCACACCAAAAUGUGGUUCUUCCCAAACAGAUGCCACAAAGUUGGAAUUGUAUAGGAUGUCUCUGUAUACUGUAACAUUACAAUUUCUCUUCACUGGAACUAAGAGGCCCAAACAUGUUCCAGCAUGACUGUGCACAAAGCAUGAAGACAUGUUAAUGUUGUACUGGAAGAACUCGAGAGUCCUGACUUCAACCCCACUGAACACCUUUGGAAUCAACUGGAACACCUACCCCAGACCUCCUCACACAACAUCAGUGCCAUUAGUACUUCACUAAUGCUCUUGUCGCUGAAUGAACACAAAUCCACACAGCCACCUUCCAAAAUCUAGUGGAAAGCCUUCUCAGAAGAGUGGAGCUUAUUAUAGCAGCAGAGAGGGACUAAAUAUGGAAUGGGAUGUUCAACAAGCACAUAUGAGUGUGAUGGUAUUUUAACCUUUGGGGUCAGUGCAGUGGUGAUUGAUUUUCCAUUGCCAACAUUGUUUUUCAAUAACUAGAGGUCUGAAUGUUUCAUGGAUGGAAUAACAGACUUCUGUUUAGUUCAUGAGUUUUCUUUGGUUUUUAUUUCAUAGGUGUGGCUCUGUCAGGUUUUCCUAGUGGCAUAAGCUGCAUUGGAGACCUACAUCUAAAAUGUACGGCACUGGCCUGGAGUUCAGGCCAAAAAAAAAACCAAAGUUCUUCUUCUCAAUACUUGGAUGCCAGUUAGGAAUAUCAGUAAGAACUACAUAUACAAGCAACAGUUCCACAACUUUAUCAUGAUAGGAUUUUCUACCUUAGUUGCUACUAAUCAAAUCAGCAAACACCUGUACUCUAUGCGUGCAAGACCUAACCACACAAUGUUUGGGGUCCUUAACCAAUAAAAUAAAAGUGGCUAUUUAGGCACAGUGUAUGUAACACAUGCAAGAGACUAAUGACUACUGUGGAAAAAAGUAAACAACUUUUGUUGGUUAAUCCCUUUUCAUUUAUGAGGCAGCUCUGUUGCUGUUAAUGUUUACCAUCUGCACCUUGCUUUUUUCUCAGUAGGCAUCACACAGUUUGUGGUCACAAAUGGCACUCAUGAGCUGGCAUUGUUUGCCGGUGGGAAAAAGUAAUUCUGUUUGAAAAAUUUAAGCCGGUUGCCAUCAUUUUUGACUUGUUUCGCAUUCUCCAAUGAAAUGUGUUAUACAACACAUACCUAAUUAAUAAACAAGAAAUAAACAAGAAGAUAGAAGAAAUCUGUAAGAAUUUGCAAACCCUCUGGUAAGAAUUAGGGUUACUAACUAUGUUCCUGCCCCAAGAAAGUUAAAGAUUCUGGUCUGGAGGGCACCAGAUCCAGGGUGUGGUCCUCUGGACAGUAAGGCAGAGCAGAGCUCUGUUCCGGUGAAUCGUCAUUCUGACACCGGUGUCCCAUACAAGGAAAGAGGGAUUUUAAUGGGAGCAGAAGUUAAGAAAGCAAAGAGACAGGGUAAAGAAAGCCCUUCUUUGUGUGUGUGGUCGACGGUUGAACCCAUCCUCUCUUUCCUCCACACCCUCCCCCUUUCCUUUGACUUCCGUUCAGCCAUAACCCCAGGAGCUAUGAGGGAGUCAGCAGCGAAAUCACAUACACAUACACAUACACAUCAAAAAUGCUAUUCCACUUCUGCUUUCACUUUGACUGCAAGGGGUUUCUGUGAAUAUAAGAUACUGAGAAAACAGAGUAAAAAUAACAUGAUGUUUGAUAGCUGCUUUAAACCAAAAGUCUAAUGGAGAAAUGACGCCCUUGGGAAGUAUAAGCAAUCUAAUCAAACUGAAACACAGAGCUCAAGGGUCUCAUUCGAUGCACUUCCUUAUGGUCUAAAUGCAGGGUAUGAAGACGUAUUCUGCUUUCAGUGUAUGGAGGCCCAUCUAUAUGGAGUCUGAAAAGCAAGUCAAGAAACUUCCUCUUUGGUGACAAAUAGCCUUCAGGCACAAGAACCUGCAGCACGUUCUCCCUCCUCCAUGAAUUGGCCUACUGCUUGGUAGGGACAAAGGCAUCAUUCAUAAUAUACAACACAUAGGUUAACCAGCCAGGUGGGUUUAAAUGAUAGCUAUUUCAUGGAUUGGUUGUGUAUUAAACGUGAAAAAAAUCUGCAAUGCAUUUCAUGAAAUUGUGCUUAUUAGCUUUGUGUUGCUACCUCAAAAUCACAAAACAAUUCCUACAAAUUUGCACCAUUUAUAUUUUUUCUUUUUUUUAAAGGCCAGUUUGAAACUUUCCAUUCUCAAGUUAAGACACUUUUAAUUACUAUCAGUGAAGAUUAAAGUCAAUAAACUUUCCAACCCAUGUGUGGAGUGGAUUUAUCGGAUCUAAUCAGGCUGCCAAACCAAACCAGUAAAGGAGUCUUGCAUCUCUAUUUCCGAGACGAGACAUUCCAGACAGGAACACUAUCAGACCGCAUAACAUAUUAAUUUCUCAAACAGGAAAGUUAAAUGCAGCUGUACCCGAAAUCGCUAGGCAAGGCUACAAAUAAUACAAACAAAAACAGUGUAUUGGAUAGCAUUUGGAUUGCAUAUUACUUUAUAAAGAAUGCAUAAGAAUUUGGAGGUUAUCCUUUAUGUUGGCUGACCAUGCCAAAGCAGAGAACCUGGCUGAUAUCAGUGGUGACACUGGAGGAGUAGAUGGAAUGUGUAGCAUCCCAAAACAUUCCAGGCUAUCAGUAGCAUUCCCUCACAACUGGGCAGUUUAAGCAGAGGAAUAAUAUUCUCACACACAAACACAUAUCCCUGUCAAGGGUGUACCCUGCCAUGUGCCCGAUGCUCCCUGGGAUAGGCUCCAGGUUUCCCCGUGACCCUGAAGGAGGAUAAGCGGUAUAGAAGAUGGAUGGAUGGACAAACACAUAUUUUUUUCUGAUACAGGCCACAUCAACAUUUGGAGUGCACUUACAGUACAAUCACACACAACUGCAGAAGACCACAUCUGCUGUAAACAUGGACAGUUAAAGAUAAGAAAAGCAUCUCCUGGUCUUUUUGUGAUCUUCAGAAGUGUGGUUUCCAGUAAGCCUGUGUCCACGGUAGCCUCAGGUUUCCAUUCUUGGCUGACAGGAGUGGAACACGAUGUGGUCUUCUGCUGGUAUAGCCCAUCCACAUCAAGUGAAAAGAGCAGAUUAAACUUCCUUGCUAGCUACGUGAAGAAAGAAAACGAACAGUAUGACCCUGGCAGCAUAUCGAGACAAGCUGAAGGAGCUCCCUCUAGUGUCACUAUUCUGCUCCUGCAUCAAGGAAGACAUUACAGAGAAGCCGACCUACAAAGCUGAAGAUGCAGUGGACCUGAACUGGUGUGAGAUCAAGGACGUUGAAGUGAUCGAGCUGAACAAGCGUGCAUCGGGCCAGGCGUUUGAAGUGAUCUUGAAACCCCCGUCAUUCGAUGGCGUGCCAGAGCUGAAUGCCACCAUGCCACAUCGCAAGGACCCCUCACUGGAGGAGAUCCAGAAGAAGCUGGAGGCUGCUGAGGAGAGACGGAAGUUCCAGGAGGCAGAGCUGUUGAAGCACCUGGCUGAGAAGAGAGAGCACGAGAGGGAGGUCAUCCAGAAGGCCUUUGAGGAGAACAACAACUUCAUCAAGAACGCAAAGGAGAAGCUGGAACAGAAGAUGGAGACCAACAAAGAGAACCGUGAGGCCCUGCUGGCCGCAAUGCUGGAGAGACUUCAGGAAAAGGACAAGCACGCAGAAGAAGUGAGGAAGAAUAAGGAGUUGAAGGAGGAAGCAUGCCGAUAGAGUGGUGGAGGAAAAGCGGACUGUGUUUGGGAUGGUUUAAAAAAAAAAGUAGGACAAGAGGGAGAUCAGUAAAAGAAGACAUCACUUCUCAUUAAAGUAUUGGAGGCGAAUAGUGGACAUCGCUAAUGGCAAUUUAAAACUCAACAAAGCUUUUUUUUUUUUCAUGGGGUUAAAAUGUCAAAACUAAUAACUGUCUGGACAACAAUGCAAGGUGUGCCGAAUUUCUAGUGUCAAACGUUCAGGUGGCAGAUAUCAGCAACCGUUUAGAAAAUCAAUCCUUUGUACGUACUGAGGUGAUGAUGUAGAAGACAGAAGAGAAACAAGAAAUAGCUAAUAAAUAAUGCAAACGUACAGACGUUGAAAGUUAAGAUCAGUACUUUGGGGACAAGACAACCAGAUAUUGCACUUCAUAAAUGUCUAUACACAUUGCAAAAAAAUAAUUAAAAAAAAAUAAUAAUAAUAAUAAUCUGCUUUUUCUUAAAUGUAUGCCAUCUAGCAAAGCAAAGCGCAAGCUAUGCAUGUUUAUUCACUUACCAUUUAUUUAUUAUAGAGGCACAUGUGAUUUCUCAAUAAAAAACAUUUAUAAAGGA